Molecule: messenger RNA, 351 nt
Organism: Funneliformis geosporum
Lineage: Eukaryota; Fungi; Glomeromycota; Glomeromycetes; Glomerales; Glomeraceae
Source: the annotation of a GenBank genome assembly
AUGUGUUACCUCCAAAGUUCUGCUUUGAUGAUCUCUAAAUCGGAGUCUAUAAUUCAUCGAUUAAAAAACGAAUAUCCGAACCUUACAACAUUAAUGGAGUAUAAUAGAGAAGGUACUAUAGGAUUUUUGAAGGCCAAUGGUGGCGUUAAAGCCAUAGAUCCGCAAAGCGGCGUAGAAAGAAAGUUCAAAGAAGAAUUGAGACAAGCAAGAAAAUUAUUAACUAAUGAAAUACAUGAUACUCAUUUCAUCCGCUUUCCAUAUUGGCCCACUGUAGAAGAAGGUGAACAAGAAAGUAGUGUCGAAUUGGAUACUGGUAGCGUUUAUGAUACUGGUGCUUACUCAUUGGUAUAG